Molecule: messenger RNA, 5373 nt
Organism: Fukomys damarensis (Damara mole-rat)
Lineage: Eukaryota; Metazoa; Chordata; Mammalia; Rodentia; Bathyergidae
Gene: Eml4
Product: EMAP like 4
Exons: 23
Coding region: 144-3071 (975 amino acids)
Biological process (GO): microtubule cytoskeleton organization
Cellular component (GO): mitotic spindle
Molecular function (GO): microtubule binding
Source: RefSeq, a predicted model, not a curated record
GGGACAGACGGACGAGCUGCGGAGGUCAGGAGCUGCGCCGGGCGACGUAGAAAGCGAGCGGGUCAGGCUUAGCGUCGGCCACUCUGUCCGCUGAAUGAAGUGCCCGCCCCGCUGAGCCCCGAGCCCGGCGCUUUCCCCGCAAGAUGGACGGUUUCGCCGGCAGCCUCGAUGAUAGCAUUUCUGCUGCAAGUACUUCUGAUGUUCAAGAUCGCCUAUCAGCUCUUGAAUUACGAGUUCAACAGCAAGAAGAUGAAAUCACUGUGCUAAAGGCAGCUUUGGCAGAUGUUUUGAGGCGUCUUGCAAUCUCUGAAGAUCAUGUGGUCUUAGUGAAAAAAUCAGUCCCAAGUAAAGGACAGCCAAGCCUUCGAGAAGCUAUUUCCAUGUCCUGUAUACCCAAUGGAAGUGGUGCAAACAGAAAACCAACUCACACCAGCUCUGUCUCGAUUGCAAGAAAAGAAACUCUAUCAUCUGCUGCUAAAAGUGGUACAGAAAAAAAGAAAGAAAAACCACAAGGACAGAGAGAAAAAAAAGAGGAAUCUCAUUCUAAUGAUCACAGUCCACAAACUCGAGCAUCACCUUCUCCCCAGCCCUCUUCACAACCUCUCCAAAUAUACAGACAAACUCCAGAAAGCAAGAAUUCUGCUCCCACUAAAAGUAUAAAACGACCAACAGCCGAAAAGUUACAUAAUUCAUGGGAAAAUUCAGAUGAUAGCCGUAACAAAUUAUUGAAAACACCUUCAGCAUCAAAAUUAAUAUCAAAAGUCACAAAAAAUACAGACAGGCAUAAAGACGUCAUCAUCAACCAAGAAGGUGAUUAUAUUAAAAUGUUUAUGCGAGGUCGGCCAAUUACAAUGUUUAUUCCUUCUGAUGUUGACAACUAUGAUGACAUCAGAACAGAGCUGCCUCCCGAGAAGCUCAAACUGGAGUGGGUAUAUGGUUAUCGAGGCAAGGAUUGUCGAGCUAAUGUUUACCUUCUUCCUACGGGGGAAAUAGUUUAUUUCAUUGCAUCAAUCGUAGUACUAUUUAAUUAUGAGGAGAGAACACAGCGACACUACCUGGGUCACACAGACUGCGUGAAAUGCCUUGCUAUACAUCCUGACAAAAUUAGGAUCGCAACUGGACAGAUAGCUGGAGUGGAUAAAGAUGGAAGGCCUCUACAACCCCAUGUCCGAGUGUGGGAUUCAGUUAGUCUCUCCACACUGCAAAUUAUUGGACUUGGAACUUUUGAGCGUGGAGUAGGAUGCCUGGAUUUUUCAAAAGCAGAUUCAGGUAUUCAUUUAUGUGUUAUUGAUGACUCCAAUGACCAUAUGCUUACUGUGUGGGACUGGCAGAAAAAAUCAAAAGGAGCAGAAAUAAAGACAACAAAUGAAGUUGUUUUGGCUGUGGAGUUCCACCCCACAGAUGCAAAUACCAUAAUAACAUGUGGUAAAUCUCAUAUUUUUUUCUGGACUUGGAACGGCAAUUCUCUAACAAGAAAACAGGGAAUUUUUGGGAAGUAUGAAAAACCAAAAUUUGUGCAGUGUUUAGCAUUCUUGGGGAAUGGAGAUGUCCUUACUGGAGACUCAGGCGGAGUCAUGCUUAUAUGGAGCAAAACUACUGUCGAGCCCACACCUGGAAAAGGACCUAAAGGUAUAUACCAAAUCAGCAAACAAAUCAAAGCUCAUGAUGGCAGUGUAUUCACACUUUGUCAGCUGAGAAAUGGAAUGCUAUUAACUGGAGGAGGGAAAGACAAAAAAAUAAUUCUGUGGGAUCAUGAUCUGAAUCCUGAAAGAGAAAUAGAGGUUCCUGAUCAGUAUGGCACAAUCAGAGCUGUAGCAGAAGGAAAAGCAGACCAAUUUUUAGUAGGCACAUCACGAAACUUUAUUUUACGAGGAACAUUUAAUGAUGGCUUCCAAAUAGAAGUACAGGGUCACACAGAUGAACUCUGGGGUCUUGCCACACAUCCCUUCAAAGAUUUGCUCUUGACAUGUGCUCAGGACAGGCAGGUGUGCAUGUGGCACUCAUUGGAGCACAGGCUGGAAUGGACCCGACUCUUGGAUGAACCAGGACACUGUGCAGAUUUCCAUCCAAGUGGCACAGUGGUGGCCAUAGGAACGCACUCAGGCAGGUGGUUUGUUCUGGAUGCAGAAACCAGAGAUCUAGUUUCUAUCCACACUGACGGGAAUGAACAGCUCUCUGUGAUGCGCUACUCAAUAGAUGGUACCUUCCUUGCUGUAGGAUCUCAUGACAACUUUAUUUACCUCUAUGUAGUCACAGAAAGUGGAAGAAAAUAUAGCAGAUACGGAAAGUGCACUGGACAUUCCAGCUACAUCACACACCUUGACUGGUCCCCAGAUAACAAGCAUAUAAUGUCUAACUCGGGAGACUAUGAGAUACUGUACUGGGACAUUGAAAAGAGCUGCAAACUAAUCAGGAAUCGAUCGGAAUGUAAGGACACUGAUUGGACGACAUACACCUGUGUACUAGGCUUUCACGUCUUUGGUGUCUGGCCAGAAGGAUCUGAUGGGACAGACAUCAAUGCACUGGUACGGUCCCACAACAGAAAGGUGAUUGCUGUUGCCGAUGACUUCUGUAAAGUCCAUCUGUUUCAGUAUCCCUGCUCCAAAGCAAAGGCUCCCAGUCACAAGUACAGUGCCCACAGCAGCCAUGUCACCAAUGUCAGUUUUACUCAUAAUGAUAGUCACCUGAUUUCAACUGGUGGAAAAGACAUGAGCAUCAUACAGUGGAAACUUGUGGAAAAGUUAUCUUUGCCUCAGAAUGAGAUUUUAGCAGAUACUACUUUAACAAAAGCCCCCACUUCUUCCAUCGAAGGUGUCAUCCAGUCUGACACCUGUAUACCACCCCCUUUCCAGCCCUUAAGUGACACAGCUGAAGAAGACAGCAGAAUAAGCAAUUCUCCCACACUCCUGGAGAACAGCCUGGAGCAGACUGUGGCACCGAGUGAAGACCACAGCGAGGAGCAGAGUGAGGGUGGCAGCGAAGAGCUGGGGGAGCCCACCAACGAGGGGCUGGUCAGUGAGGUGGGCGAGGGGCAGAGGGAGGACCAGCGGGAAGCCUCCCCGCUGCCCUAAGUCCCUUGCUUCUGCACCGCUCCUCCUUAAGCAGCAUGGGAUUUUGUGGUCAAGUACAGAUAAUGGGACGAACAGUGAUGGAGAAUCACUAUGGAUAGAGAUUUUGUUUUCCACAUAUCUCCUUCCUUCAGUACCCUCAGUCUUUCAGAUACAGCCAUCCUAAAGAUUGUUUGGUGUAUGUUGAAAAUUAGCCAAACUUAAUAGUAGAAGACUGAAAUAUUAAUUCUGUCUCGGAAAUCACUGUGUUUGUAAGAGGGAUGAUGUAAAUACUGGAAACAAAAGCAGCAGUUGUAUUGAUUGAAAUAAAUACCCUUGGUAUCUGAAUGCCUUUUCUUCAGGAAUAGCCAGAGACAUCACACACACUGUUACUCAUCUGCUGGCCCAGACACCACUCUCCCUGAUGCAGGAAAAAGAACCUGGAGCAGGGAUGUGCUCUUACUGCAAUGUCUUCCCACCAAAGUCUAAUGGAAAUUUUUCAAUUAAGAAAAACUUCAGUAUUGCCCAGUGCAAUGAUGUUGCCUUCUUGAAUAAUAAUGACUUGUUUUUUUACACUACCAGUAGAUGUCCAGAUGUGCUUGUUAGUCUACUAUAUAGGUGCUGCCUUUUCUAAGUUAAAACAAGGAAGUCCUUAAUUUCUGGUGUGCAAAUCUGUUUUAUCCUAGAACCAAGAGAGCAUUGGUUUGUUGAAGAGCUUUUAAUGUAUAGUAAACCAUUGAUACUCAGAAAUGUUAGAUUCCUCCAAGGAGUCCUUAACUGGCUUAAACAUUUUCUAAUGUUUGGCAUUCAAGUGAAUGGAAGAAACCGCAUGCCUUUAAAACUAAGCUGUAAUAAUUACCUGGCUAAUUUUAGCUUAGCCUUCAUUAUUUGUUCCCUCAACAGGAGAAAUAUAAACACAGUAAGUGUAAGUGAUUGAAUUGGUGCUUGAAAUCCAUUUGUUUAAUUGUAAUUUUCUUACAAGUUAAUUAUAUUGAGGCAUAGGAUAUUCAGCAAAUUACAAAUUCUUUUUUUAAACAGAAGGGUGAAUAAUAGUCACAGUAAUUUUUUAUAAACUAUGUACUUCACAGAUUUACUGUAUGUGGUAAUUGUUUCUGUUGAAGUUGGCAAGCCUUGCAAAUCCAAUGUAGCUGUCUUCUGUUUUGAGCAAUGCGUGUAUUUCGCUGCAUUGGAAAGUUUUGGGGUUUUUUUGUUUGUUUGGUUGGUUUUUUGGGGGUUUUUUUUGUUUUUUUUUUUUGUUUUUUAGUUUUGUCAAACUUUUUCUUAUGUAUGUUUUUCCUACUUUAAGUUCUGACAAAUAUGUAUUUCCUAUAUAUUUGUUUAUACUUUGAUUACAAAAUUUUUUUUAUUUUUUAACUUGCAGUGUUUUGAUACUCUUUUUGUCAGAUCAUGUUUAGCAGCUUUGGGUGAGUUCGUAAGUCUUAAGUAUGCAAGAGUUUACGUGAUUGUGCCAUUCCAAAGUGCAUCAGAACUGUCAUUCCCUUCUAGUAUCUUCUCAGGAGUAAUGCAUAUCAGGUAUUUCAUCAUCGUUUGGUAUAUGGAAACUCCAGUGAGCUCCCAAGGACACUUGCAACAUUAUAUUCACACGUUGUAUGGAAGGGUGUGGGUGUGUGUGAAGGGGCGAGUGGACACAGUUUGUGUGCAUCUCUAGACAAGAAGACAUGUGCCACAUCGAAGAUACUCAGUGUGGAUCUCUGUGUGUAUAGGUAUAUGUCUGUAUAUCUCUUUCCUUUUGUUUACAACUAUUUUUUUUUUAAACCUCAAAGUAGUUCUCUUCAAAAGAAGAGAUUCCAAGCAACCUGACUUUUCUCAGUAUGUUCUGUAUAUAGUUGGCAGAGAGCACCAGUGAGGAUCAGGCCUACAGCCACCUGUCAGCAAUGAGGAUGAAACCGUCGGGUCAGCACGUGCUGUCCCCUGCAAGCCAAAUACUACAAGAACGAGCAAUUCUAGGAGAAAGGGCCUCCUUUAGGUACCUGGAGGAUGCAGCUCUCCAUGAUAAGCAGGGGUCUGAGGACAUCAGCCACCUUUGGGGUUGCCAUGUACGUGAGAUUUAUAAUCGUAAUACUCUUGGGUGGCAGUUUCCAAAGACACUACUAAUACGCAGAAAGCGUUCCAGCUAUCUAAUGCUGGCAACUACUGUUCAAUGGUCAGUCAAAUCUGUGAUAAUGGUUGGAAGUGGGUGGGAUUAUGGAAUUGUAGAUGUUUUUAGAAAAACUUGUGAAUGAAAAUGAAUCCAACUGUUUCAUGUGAAGAUGUUGAGCCAUUUCUAUCAUGCAUUCCUGUGUCAUGGCAGAAAAUUUUGAAGAUU